AUGACAGAAGGUUUGGAAAUGUUAUUGGAGGCUGGAGCCGACAUUAACGCAUCCAUGGGAACGCAUCCGCACCCACUGAUUACUGCGACGCUCUCAAACUCCCGACAAACCGUUGAGUGGCUCCUCUCACAUGGGGCUAAAGCUGACGUUACUUGCGGUAACUAUCCCUUUGCCAUACAGGGAGCAAUAAUUCGCAGUGCAGAUGGUUUCGAUAGUUUGAUUCAGUCCCUCAUCAGUGCCGGCGGUGAUAUUAACGCUUCGGAAGGGCACAUAGGGGUGGAUGAAAACUUGGGCUAUGAAGAUGACAUGCCUCGUAAGUGGCAUACGCAUUUGGUUCUCGCAAUUCAAAAAAAUAAUCCUGGAAUCGUCGACCUUCUGCUUUUGAAGGGUGCAAAUGUGAACGACCUCUCUGGACUUUCAUACAGCACAACAGCGCUAGAGGCUGCGGCCUCACAGGCAGACUUAGGAUUGGUGUUUAGGUUGCUACGUGCUGGUGCGGAGACUGACGUCGUCACCCAGGAGCAUUGCUGGCAGCCGUACGAACAAGUCGUGGGCAAGAUAUUGCUGGAGCGCUGCUCACUGCUCAUUCAAUACGCUAUCAUGGCCUUCGCAAACAUUUUGGCGGUCUAG
Molecule: messenger RNA, 630 nt
Organism: Exophiala aquamarina CBS 119918
Lineage: Eukaryota; Fungi; Ascomycota; Eurotiomycetes; Chaetothyriales; Herpotrichiellaceae
Exons: 1
Coding region: 1-630 (209 amino acids)
Cellular component (GO): nucleus; cytoplasm
Molecular function (GO): protein binding
Source: RefSeq, a predicted model, not a curated record